Molecule: messenger RNA, 5159 nt
Organism: Anopheles stephensi (Asian malaria mosquito)
Lineage: Eukaryota; Metazoa; Arthropoda; Insecta; Diptera; Culicidae
Product: homeotic protein ultrabithorax-like
Exons: 3
Coding region: 928-1911 (327 amino acids)
Biological process (GO): negative regulation of transcription by RNA polymerase II; anterior/posterior pattern specification
Cellular component (GO): nucleus
Molecular function (GO): DNA-binding transcription factor activity, RNA polymerase II-specific; RNA polymerase II cis-regulatory region sequence-specific DNA binding
Source: RefSeq, a predicted model, not a curated record
UUAUUCGAAUUCGUCGAAAGCGGUUCAUUCGAAAAAUUUCACCCGUUGAAACAAGGCGCGCUUUUAUGUUUAUUGUUAUUGAUAUUAUUAUUGCGUGUUCCCGCGAAUUCGUAUUGUGGGGGACGUGUGUGAUCUCGGGAUGGUAAAUUUGCCAUGAUCAAUGAGUGCAGCUCAACUCAGUGGAAAAUUGUGUAAUUUCGUUUAACGCAAACUGGUGUCAUCAAACAGUGGCAAACGUGGUGCAAAGUUGUUUUUUACCCAAGAGUCGUAAGGCUCCCUCACACCGGACCGUGCAGCAUACGACGAGUGGUAGGCUUGAAAUGGUCGGGCGUUCAACAGUGCUGAUAAAAAUACACAAUUAACUACUUUGAUACUAUUCGCUGAACUGGGCCGGGAGUGUGCCGAUUGGUGUGUUUUGCAAGUGCAUUGCGAUGUAGGUGUGAAUCGGUUGGUGCUAAAACAAUAGUAGAUCGACUUGAAAAAUUGUCCAGCUCCGUGGAGGCAAAAAUUUGCUGCAAAUCGUGCAAAUCAUUUGCGUUCUACAGAUUGUUUCCCGUGCAUUACCGUGCAUCGUAAGAAGAGUCUUGGUGACGGUAAUAAAAUUUGUGUGUGUCAAAGUGCCAAUUGUUUGCAGCGUAAAAAUAAUCACACCGAGUAUAACCGUUUGCCUUUCUCUGUUGGCGAGAUGGUGCAUCGACAGGGCAAAAGUGUGUUGUAAAACACAAAGCGCAUCGUGCAGCGAAAAAGCGAAGAAACGAGUGAAUAUUCGGCUGUUGGCAGCUGUACGCUGUCCGCUGUUGUGAACAUUUGUGAAAGACAUAUUUGUGGUAAUAAUACAAUCUAAGACGACUCCCAGAUCGUCUAGUGGAGUGAUUUGGGAUCUGCACUGGUUUAACGCAGCAACGCAGCCAGAAUCCCACCAACACCAUGAAUUCCUACUUCGAACAGACCGGGUUCUACGGACAUCCGCACCAGGCAGCGGCCGGCAUGAUGACGACCACAGGAACCCAUCAUGACCAAACGACGGCUGCAGCGGCAGCGGCCUACCGAGGUUUUCCGCUUUCGCUCGGAAUGUCCCCGUAUACGAACCAUCACCUGCACCAAACGCGCACGGCCCAAGAGUCGCCGUAUGAUGCCAGCAUACAGGCAGCGUGUAAACAGAUUUAUGAGGGCUCCUACAGCUCCAAAGACUGUGGUACGAAAGCGGCCAGUGGAAACAAUGGCACAGACGCAACCAACGGCUACAAAGACGUGUGGAACGCAAACAGUGGAGCAGCGAAUGGCGCGGCUACUGGUGCUGCCGGUGGUAACGUACCUGCUCAACAAAACAAUUCGGUUCCGGUGCGACCUUCGGCAUGCACGCCAGAUUCUCGAGUAGGGGGUUAUAUCGACGCUUCCGGAGGAAGCCCCGUGAGUCGGACUGGUUCGGCUGCGGCCGCAGCUGGCGUGGCCGGCUCGUGGAAUACCAACCAAUGUUCACUAACUGGGUCAACCGGUGGUCAAACUGCUCCUACUACCGGACUACAUCAGUCCAAUCAUACUUUUUAUCCGUGGAUGGCUAUUGCAGGUAAGAGAUAUUCAGAAUCUCUUGCGGGCACACUUCUACCAGACUGGAUAGGUGCAAACGGAUUGCGACGAAGAGGACGCCAAACCUACACAAGAUACCAAACGCUGGAGCUGGAGAAGGAGUUCCACACCAACCACUACCUUACCCGUCGACGUCGAAUCGAAAUGGCACACGCACUCUGCCUUACGGAGCGGCAGAUCAAAAUUUGGUUUCAAAACCGCCGAAUGAAGCUAAAGAAGGAAAUUCAAGCCAUCAAGGAGCUAAACGAGCAGGAGAAGCAGGCCCAAGCACAAAAAGCGGCCGCCGCGGCAGCUGCAGCGGCCGCGUUACAUGAGCAAAACUAGGGGUUACACCAACCACACACCAAUCACAGUAGUGCUAGUAAUUAUUUAUACUAAAGAGAAUGGAAGUUCCGGUUGAGUCUGGGCACAGGCUUAGAACGGCAACUACAAAUUGAUUAUUCGCUCUUCAUGUCAUCCAAGUGCACAGGUAGGCUUAGGAUAUCCUUCAUUAUUGGUUGUGCAGCCUCGGAGGUCCGUCCUUGUCCUAUCCUGCAAUCGGUACGAUAAGUUAAACUUCCUUUUUUGCUCAUUUCUAACUUGUUCCUACCGCUCAUCGUCGACUUCAGGGAUUAAUUACCAACUCAUACUACUACAUUCAUUUAGGCUUCAAAUUUUAAACCUGACCGUUUGUUUUUGUUUAUCGAGUCCUUUCCCUUCAUAGGGUCACGCACCCAUAUGCCAUUAUCACGAUAAUGGUACAUUGGUGCAAACUAAGCAGUUGAAUACUUAAACUUGGAUUUCAGAUCUUUUCGCGUUAUGUUUCAGUUGCUAGCAUUGGCAUCAACGGUGAAUGGUGGUAGUAAAAUGGUGAACCUAAACACGAUUGAAAUUCUUUAGAAACCUCUAUGUGAAAUAACUCAGCAUCUAAAUAGGAAGAUAUAUUCAAUCAUACUUUCUUCGAACCCCACUUCUUCUAUCUACAAUCCUAGACAAAGAAACAUAUAGGUUAAAGUCCAUUCCUAAUGACCGAAACAUGCUUCCGGGUUGAUGUGGCUAUGAUGCCGCCGUGGACAGGUUGGUGGCAAGUGUUGUUGCACGUUGUAAUAUAGGCGCAUGGUAAACGUAAACGAAAUGAUCAACUGCAGACGAACGAACCCCUUUUUACAUCGCAUACAAAACACAAAUAAAGUAAAAUCAACCAUGAAAACGCAAAUGCAUCAAAAACUACCAGUGUACAAAUUCGAAUCGGACUUAAGAAAAGCAAAUGCAAAGAAGAAGAAGAAGAAGCAGUUCUCUUAAAGCAGUACCACUUGUAAAAGGAGAACUUUGGAAACAGAUAUACGUAAUUGCGGUGGGCAUGAAACAAAGUAGCGAAAAAAUAAGAGGUUCUAGGAAAGAAAUUUAUUGCACAUAAGGUAAUAUAGAUAGUAGCUUCUCCAAAAAUUGUCAAAGAAGUUUAUUAGAGCGAGAAAAAUCCCUUUUACAUUGCUUCGAUGAAUUACGCUGGAUAAGUCAUACUGUUUCGAAUUCAGUUCGCACAUACCGAGCGAAGAGAUCAGAAUUUAGCUUUCUGUUGUGAUGUAAUAAAAAAAGAACAAACUUGCAAUACUAUAGAUUUAUCUCAAACAACUUGAAUUUGCUAAGGUAGGAUUUGCGUAAUUGAUAAUGUAGCAUCCGUUCCAUUGAUUUUACUUUUAACAUAGUGCGAUUAUUAGUAUUUUACCUUGCUACAUGUACGACUGUCGUACCUUCAGAGUAGAGUCAGCAGCAAAGAGUAUUUUCAUGUUAGAUAGCUGAGUUUGCUAUGUGUCCAGUGAAAACCACCCCAGGCAUUAUCUGCAAACGAGAACAGCGCCUAGACAUAGCAUGAACCGUUUGUUCUCGCGCGGGAGGGUUAGACAAAGUUUCAAAAUGAUCUGUAAUGUUGCUUCGUUAUUUAUUUUGAUUAUUAUGUACUCUGUAGCUUCAGCCAUCUUCCCAGUGCUCUUGUGUUUUGUUGUAUAUGGUAGAUCACUUUUGUUGAUUUUAUUUUAUUUCUUAUUUUGCGUAUCGUUUUGUACAUAUUAAACACGCGAAUAGCUUUAACCGGAAUAAAACCCUAUGUUUUAAAGCUCUCCGCUCAUUUUACUCAAUACAUACCUUCGACGAGCCGGUGUAUUGUGAUCCGAGUGAAGUUUGUUUAAGAAAACUGCAAUCGAUUAUUCUGUAAUACUUGCAUUGGAUGCCAAUGUACUUAUUUAUUGCCACUCAUUCAAACGGAAAAGAGCGUACCUAUGAGAACAGCCCAAUAGAAAUGGAUUCAAUUUGAGGUUCAUUUCAGCGCAAAGAAUGACACUCGAUUGCCCACUAACAUAGACUGGAAACGUUGUUUGAUAUCAUAUCGCGGACAGAACAAACAAGCAUGAAACGACUUUCAAACUUCAUUUUAGUCAAACCUUUGAAGAACAACCCUCAAAAAAGCACCCAUUUGUAGCGUUUUGCUAUUAUUCUGCUGUUCUUCUGUGAUGGACGGGCAUGUACUGCAAAACUAUGCGGUAAAGUGUGUUCUGGAGCGGAACCAAAACAAAAAUCUAGGACGGAAAUACGAAAACGCAGAUUUGAUGAACACUUUCGAAAAGAAACUUAUAAUUAUAGAAAAGCAAGAAAACCUGGUUUCGGUUAGUGAUGUUAAUUUCGCCCAACAGCCCCAAAGUCGUUGCAGAAAGGCAACAAAGCAAGAUACGAAACUGAACUCAUCGAUCGUUCCCUUCUCGGAGGAGCAAUAACUAAAUGCUACUCUUACAAACCCAGUGCAAAACAAAGAGGUUUAUGUGUUUGUGUGUGUGUGUGUAAGUGUGAGUGAGUGUGUGAGAGAGAGCGAGAGAGAGUUUGUAUGCGCAACCUCUUUUGCAGAAGCUACAAAACUACAAACAAAACAUUAAAUGUAUACGUAACUAGCUCGUAAGAAGAUCCUGUAUUUAAAUAUGAAUAUUGAGUAUAAAUUAGUCAGCGAUAAGAGAGGUGUUCAAUACGAUGGGACGACACUAGCGAAGCGAUUGCUGUAAACAGUGAAACAAUGAAACACGUCAUUUAAUGCAACUAAAUUGGUUUAGUUGUCCGCUUUUCCAAUAAACCUAAAAAAACAAACAAAUUACACCACCCAAAGUAGAAUACAUGUGACCACAGAACAUAUGUUUUACUCACAUUAGAGCGUACACUCAAGGGAGGGAAAAAAUGUGCAAACACUUUGUCACCUUGGCUAGGAUCAACAGCAUUGAAGGGAAGCAAAGUGACAGCGAUAGUUGCUGGUAGUUUUAAGUAACAAAAUUUGGGCAGCCCGAAGCGCUGCAGAUGCUGCUCAGCAACUAUUAGGAGCGCAGUUAUAAGAAGCUCAACACUCGAAGUAAGCAAAUGGAGUAAGCGAAUAGAAACAUGAAAAUUACAAGGAACGGUAAGGUUUUCUCUUGCCAGAUCAAAGAUGAAGAAAUCAGAAAGUAUCUAAAACAAGCUAAAUGUAAAGAAGACAAAGUGGGUCAUUUUAAUUGGAAACCGACCGUAAGCAAUUACCAGAAUUGUCAAAAAAUAAAUGAAUUGAAUACGACAGAAAAUCA